This is a messenger RNA of Dothidotthia symphoricarpi CBS 119687, 782 nucleotides long. RefSeq names its product integral membrane protein-like protein. The coding region runs from base 56 to 577 and encodes 173 amino acids. NCBI's taxonomy places the organism in Eukaryota, Fungi, Ascomycota, Dothideomycetes, Pleosporales, Dothidotthiaceae. Gene Ontology annotation, cellular component: endoplasmic reticulum. The record is from RefSeq and is a predicted model, not a curated record. The transcript is spliced from 4 exons.
CCUCGCUCCACCUCAUUUUCAUCACCACACAUCUCGACUCUUGAAAACUAGCAAUAUGGCGACGUCGAUCUGGUCGCGUAAGCGCGAUCUGGUCUACCUUGUGUUUUUCAUCGUGCAUCUGCCUGUUAUGCUCGCCUUCGACCUAACAUCCUACUACCCCCUCUCCCUAAAACCCGAAUGGAUGACCACCCUCCGAACAUGGUACAUAACCACACACGGCGAUCGCUUUUUCUACAACCCACCCGCCUACUUCCCCGCCCUCCAAUUCCUCGAGCUAACCCUCCACGUGCCCUUAACCCUCUGGGCCAUCCCCGCCCUCCUGCGCAACGACCCGCGCGUCCCGCUCGCGCUGCUGGUCUUUGGCCUCGAGACGAGUGUUAGUACGCUGGUUUGUUUGGCGGAGAUGUUGAGUUGGGGGGAACUUAGUGCGGGGCAGAGGGGGGUGGGCGGGUUGGGCGGGAUGUAUGGCGCGUAUUUGGGGGUUGGGGUUUUUAUGACGCUGGAUUGCUAUGCGAGGCUUGAUCGGUGGAUUGCGGGGCAGAGGGGGUUGGUGCCGGUUUCGAAGAAGGGGGUGUGAGGGGAUGGUGGUGAAGAUGGGAGUUGACAAUGACACGCGUUGAUAGGCUGUGGAGUUGGGGGAGAUGGAUAUCGCUGAAGGGAGGGGGGAAGGUUCAUCAGCCUUGGGGUUUUGGCUUUUGACAGCUGACAGAUGAGGACAAUACGGUCAAGAUAAUUCAUACAUCAUAUACACACACAUGUAAGAUUAUAAUCCUACUAACCGC